AUGGCCAAUGAUCACAGAGCAAUACUAAGCCGGCUAACGUCCAGUGCGAGCGACACUGCUUCGAACAGCGGCACAAUACUGUCGAAAGCUGACUCUGGUUAUGUGACCAACACGGCCACCUCAAUCAGUGAAUUUGAGGAGGCUCCUCUCUUCCCGGCAGUCUCAAUACCUCCGCCUCCGAAUCCACUUGAUGCCAGCCAAAGCUUCCUAUGUCCUUAUUGCGCAUUGCCUAUACUAGUCGGCGAUUCGGAGUCCUCGUUACACCGCGCUGGGCCGCAUGUGCCCCCCUCGUCGAGCUGGAACACGCAUGAAGAAAGCUCCGAGCACGCCCAACCUCAUGCUCAGACACCCCAGAAAUUGCGGGAGGCCACGGUGAUGGAUGUAGCUACCAGUGCAGACUGGGCUACACAUGUCUUUGCGGACCUCGAGCCAUAUCUGUGCACAUCCGACCAAUGCUUACAAGGUGCAAAGACUUAUUCUACACAAGAAGACUGGAUACAGCAUGAGCUUUAUGCACAUCACAUACCCAAUGUUUGGGCCUGCGAGGCGUGCGGCCACGAGUGGCGAGACCAGACACUUUUCAGCGAGCACGUCGCGUUGAUUCACGACAUCCCACCCGAACAUAUGGCGGCCAUUGCAAGUUUGAGCAUGAAACCUUCGGCGAAGACUCCUUAUCAACUAACAUGUCCGCUUUGCCGUCUCGACUGUGCCUUUGAACUACAUUUCAAGCACGUGGCGGACCACUUACAGCAAUUUGCACUGAUAUCUAUUGACACGGAGGUUCCGGAGUCACCACAUCCGGUCUUGACGUCCUACCAAGGCGACAAAUACUCCGACCUGGUACGUUUCAUCGAAGAACAGUCUGAGAUGUCCCAAUUGCAGCAGACGCAAAAGGACGACUCAUUGACAGGCCUGUUCCAGCGCCUGUGGAAUGAUCAGCCCGGUCUGCAACCGGCGAGCGGCUCGCCAUCAAAGCCUCAACUUAGCCGCCCAAGAAUAAAAUCGAGAGGGCCUUCCUACACGUACAUGCAGAGGGUGCGCGAACUCAAGGUCGAGGAAGCAGCGAGGAGUGCAGCCACUACUCCUCUUGCACAAUGGAGGAGUAUCGAACCCACCGCCUCAGCCCAUUCGGGCCAAGGGACGAUCUGCACGUUACAACCCCCAUGGAAUCCCGACUUUGUCGGCCGCAUUGAUGACUUGGCAAAGAUCGACGACACGAUGAAGGAGAAGGGCCAUAUCACCAUCAUCCGUGGACCGGGUGGUAUGGGGAAAUCCGCGAUCGCUACAGCCUACACAUGGAAAUUCAAGAGCUGCUUUUCAUAUAUUUUCUGGGUUCCAGCGGAGACAGCCAUGAUAUGUGCUGACUCGUUCUGCGAGAUUGCGCUGAAGGUAAUACCGCAUGCCGAAACCAUUGCGGAGGAGGAGAGGUUGGUGAACUUGGCACGGGAGUUCCUCGAACAAACAUCAGAGCGAUGGCUCCUUGUCUUUGACAAUGUGGAUGAAGCAUUCGACCUCCGCAGAUUCCUGCCGGCAGACAUGUCCAAUACUCAUGGUUGCGUGUUAAUCACCACACGAAACAAAAACCUCGAUGUUUCACACCUAUCCACCGGCGCCUCCACGAUUGAUUUGCAUGCUCUGAAGCUGGAGGAGAGUCGUGAACUGCUUCUUAAAUCGGCCAACCGUGGGGAGCCUGUCGAGGAUAUGAGGGCACAUCCAGAAUACAAGCUAGCUGGAGAUAUCGCCAAGCGAGCAGAGAAGCUCCCGCUCGCACUCUCGCUCAUCGCUGGAUUUGUUCUUGCUUCGGAGUGCACGUUGGCGUAUUUCGUUGAGCUGUGGAAUGAAAGGCAGAUGUCACGCAAUGCUCAAGAAGCUCCUGCCGAUGCUGACGACGCCAUGGAGAUGGUGUGGAACAUUGGGUUGAGGGAGGUCCGGACCGAUUCUCGCCAACUGCUCAACAUCUUGGCGUUCUUUGACAGCGACAAUAUUCAAAAGGGGUUGUUGGUGGGCUCGCAUGAGGACCCUUCACUUGAAAUGCUGCAUUCACACUCACCAAUGAGAUGGAGCCGUAUGACGGCCGAGCUGUCUAAACGUCGCCUCAUCACUAUAAGAACUCAUGAUGGCGAGGAAGUCUUGAGCAUUCACCGCAAGCUGCAGGCAAAGAUCCUCGACGAGCUGAACCAACCCGACAAUGCUGCGGAGCGCCGGAAAGUGUUUGAGAGAGUUUUCUUGCUGAUCCGGGCUCGCUUCCCACGCCCGUCGCCGAUCCAAGUGCCUGAGCCCCACAAGUGGCCAACGUGCAGAAGAUAUUUACCUCAUAUCUUGAGCAUAAAGCGGUUAUGGCAGACCGGACUUGUUGAGAUUCCACCGUCUGUCAAGAUGGCCGAGCUGAUUUCUGACGCCGGCAUCGAUCUGUGGGAGAGAUGCUUGACUGUGGAGGGUUUGGAGCUCCUCCGAUCUGCCGAAGCCAUCCUCGACCAAGGCGACUUUCAGGAAGAUCACCUGCGGGCCAACAUACAUGUUGUUGUGUCGUUGCUUUUGCAAGACUCGGGGAUAGCGAAUCUCGCCGAGUGCAGAGAUCGAAUCACGAAAGUGAUCACGAUUCGAGUUCGACACCGGGAGGAAUGCGAUCCAGCAACCUACACGAAGAACGACGACAUCCUCCUUGGCAAUGCAUGGUCCGACUAUGGUUGUGUCCUGUUGCAAUACAACAAUUACAAAGAAGCAGCCCCAAUCUUCGAUAACUGCCUCGAGAAAUAUCACGAGUGGGGUCCUCCGGAAGAAAUCCCGUACGAGUACGCAAAAUACCACCACCACAAGGCAUAUUGUCUUAUGUACGAGGGAAAAUUCGAACAAGCAGUUCCCAUGGCUGAGCAGGGAUUGCAUUGGGUGCAGGUGGCUACCGGACAGUCAGCUGCCACCAAUCGGUGGCGAUUCGACCUUGCCUGUCUGGUGCUGCAAAGUGGUGACAGGCAGCGUGCUCUGAAUCUGCACAAGGAGGUUUUGGAAGCCAGGCUAAAACUGCAUGGCAAAUUCGGUCUAUUGACCUUUCAAAGCUAUUAUGCAGUUGGCGCGGCGCAUAGGUGGCUGGGUCAGUUGAACGAGGCAGAGCAAUACAUGCGCAAGGUCAUUGAGAUUGACCAGAGUCGCCCUGGAAUCUGCACAGAAGCCGGCCUUGCUCAAACUCAAUUCAAUCUUUCGGAAAUUCUCGGACUUCGAGCAGAACAAGUGAAGGAUGGGGGAAAAGAGCCGCGCCUGUCGAGCGAAAUGGUUUCCGCACUUCUGGAGGAAUCGGCCGUCUUAGCCCAGCGGGCCCGGAAGGCGAACAUCGAGGACAGCAGCUCGAUGCCGAUGCACCGCUCACGGCGGACUCGAGUGGUAUCCCAAAGGAACACGAACUAG
Molecule: messenger RNA, 3399 nt
Organism: Cladophialophora carrionii CBS 160.54
Lineage: Eukaryota; Fungi; Ascomycota; Eurotiomycetes; Chaetothyriales; Herpotrichiellaceae
Exons: 4
Coding region: 1-3399 (1132 amino acids)
Biological process (GO): defense response to fungus
Molecular function (GO): ADP binding; protein binding
Source: RefSeq, a predicted model, not a curated record